Molecule: messenger RNA, 1278 nt
Organism: Sycon ciliatum
Lineage: Eukaryota; Metazoa; Porifera; Calcarea; Leucosolenida; Sycettidae
Exons: 5
Coding region: 181-792 (203 amino acids)
Biological process (GO): interstrand cross-link repair; recombinational repair
Cellular component (GO): mitochondrial chromosome; mitochondrial nucleoid
Molecular function (GO): single-stranded DNA binding
Source: RefSeq, a predicted model, not a curated record
GCACAACAACAAUUAUUAUGCUAGUUAUUCAUAAUUCUAGUCAGGCUACAUAGUCAUUACAUGUGCAGCAAGUGAGCUAGCUCAGGACGUAUGCCAUAACAGUAUCCAGGUAACCUCGCAUUGGGGCAUCACCAAUCAGCUCGUAGAUUUCGUGUUCGAUACGCUGCUAUUACCUCAGAAAUGAGCGUCGCAUUCCGCAGCCUUCAAAGAGGCCAACUUGCAGCUCUGCAGCUACGAUGCAUGGCGCAAGCAGCCAAACCGAUUUCGGAAUCGAAGAGUCCCAGCGCUUCGGGCAUGACUAAUGAUCAAUGUUUCCAAUUGGAAAAGCUGAAGCAGCUGACAAGUGUAGCAAGCAGCCUGACAUUGAACGAUGAGGAGGUGAAAAUCAUCUCAGCACCGAUUGAGGAGAAGCAUCUACAGCUGAGAGAAGGAUCAAUGCUUUACAUAUCGACGGUUCACUAUCGUGUGCGGCUAAACAAGGCUCUCGGAAUUGGUGGUUGGGCGCUGAUCCCCAUGGGCGAUGCGGAAAUACAUGGAGAUGCGAAGGAUAAAUUGAUCUUGCGUGAGUUUGGGCUGUUUAUCAGAGGACACCUUGUAUCCCAAGCUGUUGGAGAGCACCGCGUCUUUGGUCCUGAGUCUCAAGGCAAGUCACUUGAGUCAGCCCGCUCAUCAGCUUUGAAGCGCUGCUGCAAGGACUUAGGAAUGUACCGGGAACUUCACAUUGCUCAGGUCAGCAGUGAACUAAAACACAAGCUGUUGUUGAAGAAACCAGGCCAGAAAAAGCGAUAUUGAUUCCGCAAGGUGCAGUGGUACUGUGGUAUUUUCUUUACCAUGUGUGCAAAUUUACUGCCAAAGCACCACACGAGGUCCCAUUUUUGUUUCCUAGGCUUUGAUAGCCCUUUUUGGUGUGCGGUGUGCGCCGAUAGCUACCUGUUUUCUCUAGAGUGUGCGAUAGCUACUUGUUUUCUCUAGAUUGUGUUCCCAAGUACUUUUGUGCUUUGCUUCUUUUUGGAUCCUGAUGUCGCAUUUCCCUUGCUAAUGCUUUUGGUCCUUUCGUGCGUAAGUUUGCAUGUGUAUGCAGGACACCCUGCAUGCCAGUACGGCCCCCAUGUCCAUGGGACGCCAACCAGACCGUCUUCUCACUAAUUUGCUGCUGGCAAGUUGUUGUCAUCAUGCAUUGUUACUUCCACACUUUACGUGUUUGCAGUGACUCGCAGGCUGUUUUCGGGUUCCAUGUCCUCCGUUGGCUUUUCUGAGUUUUCUCGCUUUCUGCUUGGU